Molecule: messenger RNA, 1518 nt
Organism: Nipponia nippon (crested ibis)
Lineage: Eukaryota; Metazoa; Chordata; Aves; Pelecaniformes; Threskiornithidae
Source: RefSeq, a predicted model, not a curated record
AUGGACUUUGAAAAGCCACUGAUGUGCUCAGAGUGCAGAAGGGUGACUGUGUUCUUAAGCACUUUGACUCCAAAAUUCUACUUUGCCCUUACAGUGACUUCAUCUUUUAUAUCCGGACUGAUAUUUGUGUUUGAGUGGUGGCAUUUCCGAAAAUAUGGCACGUCUUUCAUUGAGCAGGUUUCUGUGAGUCAUUUGAGGCCCCUCAUCGGUGGUGUAGAAAACAGCCCUCCAGCACCAGCAGCUUUCUCAGCUGGAGAGAAUGAGACAAGCAGGCAGAAUAUGCCAGAGUGCAAAGUGUGGCGAAACCCUCUCAAUCUUUUCAGAGGGGCAGAGUAUAGCAGAUACAUGUGGGUGACUGGGAAGGAGCCUCUUACAUACUAUGACAUGAAUUUGUCUGCUCAAGAUCAUCAGAACUUUUUCACGUGUGAUACAGAUGCCCUACGGCCUUCCGAUACAGUUAUGCAGAAAGCAUGGCGAGAGAGAAACCCUCAAGCCCGGAUUAAAGCAGCAUAUCAAGCUUUAGAGUUGAACAAUGAUUGUGCCACUGCAUAUGUCCUCUUGGCUGAGGAAGAAGCGACAACGAUUGUAGAUGCUGAGAAGUAUUUCAAGCAGGCUCUGAAAGCAGGAGAAAUGAUUUACAGAAAGUCUCAGAACUGCCAUUCCCAAAGUCCCCAGCACGAAGCACAGCUGCGAAGAGACACCAAUGUAUUGGUAUAUGUGAAAAGGAGACUAGCUAUGUGUGCAAGAAAACUUGGAAGAAUACGAGAAGCAGUAAAAAUGAUGAGAGAUUUGAUGAAAGAGUUUCCACUUCUCAGCAUGCUGAAUAUUCAUGAAAACCUCCUGGAGGCACUACUGGAGUUACAGGCUUAUGCAGAUGUCCAGGCAGUUUUAGCGAAGUAUGAUGAUAUCAGUCUUCCAAAAUCGGCAGCAAUAUGUUACACAGCAGCCCUGUUAAAAGCCAGAGCUGUUUCAGAAAGGUUCUCCCCAGAAACUGCCUCCAAAAGAGGGCUCAGUACAGCAGAAAUUAAUGCUGUGGAAGCAAUUCACAGAGCUGUGGAAUUUAAUCCUCAUGUUCCAAAGUAUUUACUAGAAAUGAAAAGCUUAGUGCUACCUCCAGAGCAUAUUCUGAAACGAGGGGACAGUGAGGCAGUAGCAUAUGCUUUUUUCCACCUCCAGCACUGGAAGAGGAUAGAAGGGGCUCUAAAUCUGCUACACUGUACAUGGGAAGGCACAUUUAGGAUGAUCCCAUACCCGUUAGAGAAAGGUCAUCUUUUCUAUCCCUAUCCGAGCUGCACAGAAACAGCAGACAGAGAACUGUUGCCAACAUUUCACGAAGUCUCCGUUUACCCACAGAAGGAACUUCCCUUUUUCAUCCAUUUCACAGCAGGCUUAUGUUCCUUUUCGGCAAUGCUCGCCCUCCUCACGCACCAGUUCCCUGAGCUGAUGGUCAUUUUUGCUAAAGCUGUGCUGCGGGUGCUGUGGCCUGUGAGUGCUCCCAGCGUUCUGGCCUCCAGCUGA